AUGCUCAUCGCGCGGUAUUUCUCGCUCCUUGCCACCUUGGCCUGUGCCACGGCGGCGCCUUUAAUAGAGAGAACAGGACUCUUGCCUCCGAGUCAAGAUCCGUGGUAUCAAGCGCCCAAAGACCUCGAUGCCCUUGCGCCCGGCUCCAUCCUGAAGAGCCGGAAGCCCCCGGCUCCCAUUGCCGCGUUUGGCAUCGAGUCGGUCAAUCUCCAAGCCGCCCAUCAAAUCAUGUACAAGACGACCAACAGCUUCAACGGCUCAACAGCAACAGUCACAACCGUCCUGAUCCCCCACAACGCUGACCUGACCAAGGUCCUCUCCUACCAGUCCAUUGUCGACGCCGCGUCCAUUGACUGUGCGACAUCCUACGCUCUCCAGCUGGGGUCCAAGUCUGGCGUAGUCUUUGGCACAUUCACAACCCAGGCGGAACUGUUCCUGAUUGCCGCCCUGUUGGACAAGGGCUGGGUGGUUGUUCUGCCCGACUACCUGGGUCCGCACUCUGCCUUUCUCGCCAACAGACUCGCCGCGCACGCCGUGCUGGAUGGCAUCCGGGCCGUGACCAAGUCCACCGCCUUCACGGGCGUCCAGCACAACGCCACGGUCGCCCUAUGGGGGUACUCGGGGGGCAGCGUCGCAACCGGCUGGGCCGCCGAGCUGCAUGCCUCGUACGCGCCGGAGCUCAACAUUGUCGGGGCCGCGCUCGGCGGCACGGUGCCCAGCAUCCCCCCCGUCGUCAAGGCCGUCAACAAGGGCUACGCCGCGGGUCUGUUGCCCUCGGGCUUCCUAGGCCUGGCGGCCGAGUAUCCCGAGCUCAAGGGCAUUAUUCACGAGCAAGUUGUGCCGCAGCACAGACCGGCCUUUGAGAAGGUCAAGAAGCAGUGUCUGGUGGCUGAUCUGGAGGAGUUCUUCUACGAAGACAUCGUCUCCAUGCUCGAGGAGCCGUCUAUUCUUACGUCUGGCUCGCUUGCCACCAUUCUCGGCGAGGUCGCGAUGGGGAAGAGCGCGCCCAAGAUGCCGCUUUACGUGUACAAGCCCGUUCAUGACGAGAUUAGCCCCGUGGCCAACACGGACGACUUGGUCGAGUUUUACUGCGCCAAUGGCGGCUCGGUCCAGUACGAGAGGGACUGGGUUUCCCUUCAUGGCACGCUGUUGGCUACCGGUGCUCCGAAGGCUCUGUCCUGGUUGAUCGGCCUUGUGGACGGCAAGCCCCAACCUACUGGCUGCUCUACGAGUAACGUGUUUUCCUCAUUUUUGGACCUCAAGGCCCUGGAGAUUUUCCCCAAGGCUAUCCUGGAUGACCUGUGGGCGCUGCUGAAAGAGCCCAUUGGCCCCCGUCGCCAUUGGUAUUCGCUGUGA
Metarhizium brunneum ARSEF 3297 is the source of this 1356-nucleotide messenger RNA. It is a transcript of the gene LIPA, whose product is annotated as Lipase A. Gene Ontology annotation, molecular function: triacylglycerol lipase activity. The record is from RefSeq and is a predicted model, not a curated record. Gene Ontology annotation, biological process: lipid catabolic process. Lineage: Eukaryota; Fungi; Ascomycota; Sordariomycetes; Hypocreales; Clavicipitaceae.